AUGAACUUCUCAAAGCUCUCGCUCGUCGAUCAGCUCAGUCGAGUCAUUCGAGUCGUCCGAGAUCCCCCCACACACACGUUCGACCGUUGGUGGGAUGCAUCACGGAAAUUCUUCUUCACCCUCGCCUUCAUCGCCCUCGUCUGGGCCAAACUCUCACAUAUUUAUGCCCAUCUCCACUCAUUACCUCCGUCCAAGUUGAUUCUGUGGGGUCCGACCUUCUUUUUCCAGGAUGUCAUCUUCAUCUUCCUCGUCCGUCUCUUCACCCAGACCAUUGCCUGGCGACCUGGCGCUGUUCUCGCUGCAGUAUGCACUGUGCCAUUCAGUCUGCUGAUGUCUGGCAUGGCAUCUUCCGCUACCUCCUUCUACAUCGUGACCGGCGCCGAGAUUCACUGGCGACAGAUCCGGACAUUUCAUGGCGACGCUGCUGCCUUUCGAACACUACUCACUGGCUUAACAGGGUUUCUGAUUGUGGAGGCCAUCAUCCUUGCCGCCUCCUGGUUUCUGGCUGCACCCAUCCACCGAUUCACCGGGGGUGUCUUGCGGAUCUUGGGGGCGCCCUUGCAGAGGUUGGCGCAACGCAUCUGGCGCCUUCGCUGUCCGCAGUGGCGGAGGAAGACCAGUCCCAUGGAUCCCGAGCGAUAUGAACAGAUUGCGGUCGAUGAUUACCUGGACGACAAGAGCGAGGACGGAGACUCGGUGUUUCUUCUAGACCCCACGAAUCACGAGACCCCCGUGCGACAUCACGAAUCGCUUCUGAAACGCCUGGCCGUCUUCGUCUUCUUCGGCGCGUUUGUGCUCCUGCGGUGCAUUCGCCCGCCCAAUCCUUCGUACAUGGUCCUGUCCGGGGCGCUUCCCGUCGUCCCAUUCUCCCCAGCGAACCGCCGCUUGUCUCCCGUCGAUGCCGACGGGAUGCCUGGAGACUACCACUGGCUGGAGGAUCGCUCGGCGCUCGAUAAGCCGCCAGCCUGGGAUUGGCUCCCGAGCGAUCCGAUAGCCGGCUUCGAGGAUUGGUAUCCGGGCUUUGAUGACCAUCACGGACCACACCAUCGUCGUCGUCCUCCGCCGCUGCAUUACAAUCCCGCCGAGGAUCCGUUGCACAUCUCGAACCUACAGAAUCCCAUCCUGGAUCCCCUGAGGGAAGCGUUCGCCAGCGGUAACGUCAGCAUCAAACACGUCAUCCUGCUCAAAUUAGAGAGCACACGAGCGGAUGUCUUCCCGCUCCGCAAGAACUCAUUUAUGUGGAAUCGCAUCGCUGACUCCCAUCCUAACCACACCAUCCCCGAUUCAAUCCAGCACAAACUGGCCAACCUGACCCGAACAGCGGAAUAUCUCACUGGGUUCGCUUCGGGCUUUUGGCGAGACGAGACUGCACAUCAUGGCAGGAAAGCUUACGGCGGCAUCAGCGCCCGCAACGCCUUCACCACCGGCACGUACACGCUCAAGAGCCUUGUCGGAACCGUCUGCGGCGUGACUCCACUAGUGACCGAUUUCAAUCGCGAGUACAAGCAUCACAUCUACCAACCUUGCAUGCCGCAUGUCCUCAACGCCCUCAACCGUCAGAUUGACGGUGUGAACACGACCCAGGAUUUCACCUCUUGGCCCUGGCACUCCAAGUGGAUGCAGUCCGUGACCGAGGGCUACGACAAGCAGGACCAGCUGACUCCGCGACUGGGUUUCAAGGACAUUCUCACCAAGGAGCAGCUGGAAGACCCCAGCGCCAAGCAUUAUCCGGUCCAGUCCAAGGAGAUCAACUACUACGGAUACGCCGACACCGAGCUCCGCGAGUACUUCCGCGAUGCGAUCGAUGACGCCGAGCGGGAGCACAAGCGACUGUUCAUCACCCAUCUCACCGGUACUACCCACCAUCCGUGGGGCAUGCCGAACAACACGUACCAGCAGUUCAUGGGCAAGGAGAACUUCCGGUCCAAGGACGAUCUCAACAAGUAUCUGAACACCAUCGGUUUCAUCGAUGACUGGCUGGCGGAGAUCAUGGACAUUCUCCGGGAGAAAGGCGUUGCGGACGAGACGCUGCUUGUCAUGGCCGGGGACCAUGGAUUAUCUCUUCCCAACGACGGGGGCGUCACCCCCUACGACAAUCCGCAUAUCGGCAGCUUCCAGGUUCCCAUUGUGUUUGCUCACCCCAAACUCCCGCCCGUCGAGAUUACUUCGCCUGUGAUCUCGGACCAGAUCGUGCCGACGAUCCUGGAUCUACUGAUUGAGACCUCCUCACUGGAAGAAAAGGCCACGCGUGCGGCCAAGGACAUGCUGUCCAUCUAUGAAGGCCAGUCGAUGAUUCGGCCCUUGAUCCAAGAGCAGGAUGGCAGGCAAGAUUGGCAGUUCACUGUCAUGAACACGGGCGGUUCCUGGCUGGCAGUGCGCUCCGCCGCCAAACCAGCCUACCGGCUCGUAAUCCCCCUCAUCGACGAUCUCGAGUGGCGGUUCACGGAUCUGAAAAAGGAUCCCAACGAACUCCACCCGAUCAAGAACUUUGACCUGGUUGAUCUGGCCGAGAAACUCCACAACGAGUACGGCUCGGAAGUGACCGACUGGGUCCGGGAUGCAGCCCAUGUUGCCUCGUGGUGGGUGGGAGAGAACUGGCGUCGCUACCGGUAUCAUCCCAAGCCACCCAAGCGAUGA
This is a messenger RNA of Aspergillus thermomutatus, 2637 nucleotides long. Its product is annotated as sulfatase domain protein. Gene Ontology annotation, molecular function: arylsulfatase activity. Lineage: Eukaryota; Fungi; Ascomycota; Eurotiomycetes; Eurotiales; Aspergillaceae. The coding region runs from base 1 to 2637 and encodes 878 amino acids. The record is from RefSeq and is a predicted model, not a curated record. The transcript has 2 exons.